Molecule: messenger RNA, 657 nt
Organism: Panicum hallii
Lineage: Eukaryota; Viridiplantae; Streptophyta; Magnoliopsida; Poales; Poaceae
Product: NDR1/HIN1-like protein 12
Exons: 1
Coding region: 1-657 (218 amino acids)
Biological process (GO): defense response to other organism
Source: RefSeq, a predicted model, not a curated record
AUGGAGACCUCCAAGAAUAAUCUCUGCGACAUGCACCGCUCCCGCCGCCGCGCGCGCGUCCUCGCCACAGCCCUUCUCGCCGCCCUCCUCGCGGGCGCCGCGUUGCUCGCCGUGUACCUGACCUACCGCCCGGCGAAGCCGCAGGUCUCCGUGUCCCGGGCCGCCGUGUACCAGCUGGAGAGCGCCGGCAACUCCUCCUCCUCCUCCUCCGCGGCGGCGCCCUACGCGAUCGCGGCGAGGGUGCAGUUCACGCUGCUGCUGCACAACCCGAGCGACCGCGCCGCGGUGCUCUACGACGGCCUCCUCGCCUACGUGACGUACCGCGGGGAGCCGGUGGCGCCGCCCGCGGAGCUCCCCGCGGUCGUCCAGGAGCGCGGCGCCGACUUGGCGCUGACGCCGUCCUUCGGCGGCGCGGAAGCUGAGCCCGUGCCGGUGUCGGAGAUCACGGUACGCGCGCUGGCGGGCGACUGCGCGGCGCGCCGCGUGCUGCUCCGGCUCGUCAUCCUGGGCCGGGUCAGGUACCGGAGCGGGCUGUUCAGGACCGGGUGGCGCGACCUCUUCGUGCGCUGCGACGUCACCACCGGGGUCGGCGUGGACGCCGCCGGCGCCGGGGGCGUGCCGCUGAUCGAGUACCCCCAGUGUUUCGUGGACGCCUGA